Strongylocentrotus purpuratus (purple sea urchin) is the source of this 1147-nucleotide messenger RNA. RefSeq lists its product as uncharacterized. The transcript has 4 exons. The record is from RefSeq and is a predicted model, not a curated record. The coding region runs from base 75 to 920 and encodes 281 amino acids. Gene Ontology annotation, cellular component: plasma membrane. NCBI's taxonomy places the organism in Eukaryota, Metazoa, Echinodermata, Echinoidea, Camarodonta, Strongylocentrotidae.
GGUUAUAUUGGAUGCUUUGUGGACGUAACGACUGAUCGAUUUUUCCCGGUGACAAUGUAGUUGGCGCUCCAGAUAUGACCAUUUCAAAUUGCAUCCAGUUUUGUAACGAGUCAAAUAGAGCUGACUAUACAUACGCUGGCGUUGAAAAUAGAACUGAAUGCUACUGUGGUGAGGCGAGUGAUGACUAUAGUAGACAUGGAGUGGGAUCAGAUGCUAACUGUCCAGACCCAUGUUCAGGAGACCCUACCGAGAGCUGUGGUGGGACAGGACACAUAGCUGUCUUUGGAAUAACAACUUUGCCAACCACUUUGCAAUCUCCUGAAACAACAAUAUACCACCAAGACACUGAUUGUUCUAAAGAGGUGACCAGCACUAUCACUGUAGGUGUACUGCUUGCUUGUGUUGCCUUGUUUGGUAUUAUCAUAGCAUUGAUGUACCUGAAUCUCAGACGCUCUUACAUCGCUCUAAAGCAGUCAGUCAGUGAAAGGGAGGGCCAGAAACUCGAUCCCUACACCUCCUUAGAUGCAACAAUUAUGAAUCAACCAACCUACGAGGAUAUCAAAGGAACGAGACACGGAGAUAGAGGCCAGGCAACAACUAUGAAUCAACCAGAUUACGAUGACAUCAAAGCAACUAGACACGGAGAUAGAGGCCAGGAAACAACUAUGAAGCAACCAGAUUACGAUGACACCAUAGCAACUACACACGGAGAUAGAGACCAUGCAACAACUAUCAAUCAACCAGAUUACGAUGACACCAUAGCAACUAGAAACGGAGAUAGAGGCUACACGAAUGAAAUCGAGGGGGUAGAAUAUGAAAAUCAAACAAUAGUGAAGAAAACAGCUCGAGUCCAGGAAUCAAACUUGGGAAUAGCCGAUGAGAACACUGAGCCGGAGUACGAGUUGCCGAUUGAAAAGUGAUUCCAUGAAGUGAGACCCAGAACGAGCUUUAAAUACAGUCAAACCUGUCUAUUAAGGUCACUCAACGGAAAACAAAAAUGGUUGCCUUUCUAUAGACAGCUUCUACAAUACACUUAGCUUUCUCAAGGGAGACAGAAUCCAAAGCCAUUACAAACAGGGGGCCUUCUUGGAGAGGUGGCCAAGAAGACAAGUUUGACUGUAUAGCAUAAGCUCUACAGUGUGAGUCA